Messenger RNA from Amaranthus tricolor (Joseph's coat), 1784 nucleotides. RefSeq names its product F-box/LRR-repeat protein At5g63520. The record is from RefSeq and is a predicted model, not a curated record. The transcript has 10 exons. NCBI's taxonomy places the organism in Eukaryota, Viridiplantae, Streptophyta, Magnoliopsida, Caryophyllales, Amaranthaceae. Gene Ontology annotation, molecular function: protein binding. Bases 72 to 1547 code for a protein of 491 amino acids. Gene Ontology annotation, biological process: positive regulation of proteasomal ubiquitin-dependent protein catabolic process; protein polyubiquitination.
UUAAAUUGGCCUUCCCCUCAGUUCCUUCUUCUCCAGCAGACAGUUUCUCUGGAUGGAAAAUCCAAUUCCUUAUGGUGGCAGAAAUGGGAAUAUCGGAAAUCAACGAUUAUCUUCUGCAAGAUAUUCUAUCCAAAUUGCCGGCGAAAUCCUUCGCAUCGGCAUCAUGUGUCAACCGUGCUUGGAAUCACAUCUGCGCUCGCAUUCUCUGUCGUCCUAAUUUCAUUUCAGCUUUAUCUUUGAAUGCCUCGCUUCAUGAAGCUGUCAAAGAGGUUACUGAUAAAGCUCUUUCAUGCCCAAUUCGACCCCAAUUCGCAAUUGUCUCUAUUUGUCCCUUCUUUAAUCUGAAUGAAGCUCAUGGACUUAUAAUGGAGAAAUUGGGUACUAAAAUCCCAAUUGUUACAUGUGCAACUGGUGGUAUUAUGGGAAAACAUGCUCUAACUGAUGAAUUUCAAGAGGUGAAGUUCCCAUGUUAUGACACUGAUGAUAUUUUUGAACCUCCUAGUAGUGGGGGAAUUUCAUUGACAGUUGCUUAUUUACCAGGAUUUGAAGUUGAUGUUGUUCCUCUAUUAGAGGGGUCGAAUAUCAAUAAGUUUGUGAUGGACACGAGGAACUUCUCAGCCACUGUAUCGGGCUGCACAUCCCCUGAGGCAAUAAUCAUAUUUGGAGAUUCACAAUCUGACAUGAAACCUGUUAUUGAAAACUUAGAUUGUGCGUUAACUGAAGAGACUAUCAUUGCUGGAAAUGAAAGCUGCAGUUUCAAGUAUUCGACACAUCGAGGAAAUGAAUCAUCUGACGCGUACACUGUAGCUCUCGUGUUUGCAAGGCAUAAAAAUAUGUUCAAUGGUGCAGGGAAAAUUGAGUUUCAUUUUGCUGUAGGAGCUGGAGUCACUGCUUUGGGUCCAAUAUAUAGAGUAGUUUCUGCAAAAAUUAGGCGCAAUGAGUUUACAACAUGGUUGACCGCUAAACGAGAGGGGGAAAAUGAGAUUCUGGAUGGCCAUGAAAUGUUAGAUGAUUUAGAAUUGGAGAUGGCUGAGCCUCUCUCAAGUUAUGAUCUGUACAUUGGGGUUAGAAAAAGAAGAAAAUAUUCUGUUGGUUCAGAGCAGAUCAAAUCAAUGAUGUCUUUAACCUAUCAUCCUAUUCAGGAGGGUGAUGAGCAAUACUUGUAUGUUGGUGGUUGGGACAUCAAGACUGGAGAUUCAUUUUCCUUUUAUACUCCUGACGUAAAUCGCGCAUUAACCUCUUGUGGUACUGUUGCCAAAAACUUUGGCAAGUUAAAGCACAAGGAAAUGAUAGGAGGUUUUGUCUUUGCUUGCUGUGGAAGGGGUGAAACGUUCUUCGGAAAACCAAAUGUGGAUAGCUCCCCAAUCUUGGAUAAUUUUCCCACCAUUCCACUUGCGGGAAUGUAUUGUGGUGCAGAAAUUGGAGGUGGCUCCCCUAAUUUAGGGAAUUCAAAUGAAGAACACGAGCAAGAUUUCCCAGACACUCACUUACAUGUAUACAGUACGAUUUACCUACUCAUGUCUUACAGCUCUCCUUCUAGGCCAUAGGAUGUUCUUUUACGAAGCGAUUGAUAAGUUUGCUUGGUUUUUCGUUGAUGUAGCCCUUCUUAUGAGGUUGUAUCAUAGUCAAAUUGUCUUUUACUUUGUAAUCAUAUAAAGGAACAUCAGUACUGAUUUGUUAUAAACCCAUGAUUUAGACUGGAUUAGAUGUAAAAGGAGGUUCUUAAACUGAUUCCACCAAAAAUUGGUAGGACUUUUGAAUCAAGGAACAAGAGUUAUGAUUUA